Messenger RNA from Closterium sp. NIES-67, 1485 nucleotides. Lineage: Eukaryota; Viridiplantae; Streptophyta; Zygnematophyceae; Desmidiales; Closteriaceae. The record is from the annotation of a GenBank genome assembly.
ACGUAUGGUGUGACUGUGUGUGAAAGAAUUUGUGUGGUGUGUGUUCUGGAGUUUGGGAAUGUGUUUUGUGUUAUUUUGUUUGAGCAGGUAUUUGUGAUGAUAGAUCUUGAGAAGAUCUUUCCGACACAACAAGAAUCGCUUCAAUCGGAGCAAGAACGCGAAAGCUAUGAAGAUUCAAAGUUCAUGAGCUUGCGUUACAAUUGCGGCGUAGCAGCAGCACUAUCACAAGGCAAUCUCCUCAAAUGAAUGGGGGAGAAGAGGAGGAGGAGGUGCAGCAAGGUGAUGAGCGUACACCGUCACUUCCGCCUCGUGCUACAAGUGCUCGCGGGAACCGAGCAGAUUUGCAGCAACGCCAUGAGAGCAUCCAAGUCCCUGCAGUAGAGGAGGAAGGAAGGGGGAGAAGGAGGACUCAGCCCCCCAAUAGGUUGAGCUAUGAACGGCUUGGAGGACCAGCCAACUCAACCUUGACCGGUUCGGCUCUCAUGCUAGGCGAUGAAGCGGAAGAUGAAAGCGAGGAGUGCGCUUUUGCCUUCUUCUCUCCGGUGGAGAUACCGGGGGAGCCUACAAAUCCCAAGGAGGCUUGGGAGGGCCCCAAUGGGAAGGAGUGGAAGAAGGCCUCAGAUGAAGAGAUGGGGAGCAUCAUCGAGAACGACACGUUUGACUUGGUGAACCUACCUCCGGGGCGUAAGGCGAUCUCUUCCAAGUGGCUCUUCAAGCGCAAGACCGACGCCGACGGCAACAUUGAGCGCUACAAGAGCAGACUUGUAGCCAAGGGGUACCAGCAGCAGGAGAAGAAGGACUACAAUGAAGUAUAUGCUCCUGUGGUGAAGGGUACAACCCUUCGAACCCUCUUCGCCGCGGCGGCCAUCAAAGGAUGGGUGGUGAAGCAAAUGGAUAUCGUAACGGCCUUCCUCAACGGAGUUUUGGAGGAAGAGACCUACAUGGAGCAGCCAGAGGGGUACAAUGAUGGGAGUGGCAGAGUGUGGAAGCUGAAGAUAGCACUCUAUGGCCUCAAGCAAGCCCCUAGGCAAUGGUACAUCAAGCUGCGGAAAGUCUUGGAGGCGAUCGGUUUCACUCCCUAUUGUUUUUUGUGAUGAUAGAUCUUGAGAAGAUCUUUCCGACGCAACGAGAAUCCCUUCAAUCGGAGCAAGAACGCGAAAGCUAUGAAGAUUCAAAGUUCAUGAGCUUGCGUUACAAUUGCGGCGGUUACAAAGUGAAGUUGUGGGGUGACUCUAUAUGGAGUUGGGACCUUUGGGGGUUUGGGAAAUUUGUCACUCUACUGUAACAGCUGCAAAUUGGUUGGGAACAACCAAGCUAGGUUGGCAAGGGUGGCCAACUUGGAUGGAUUGGUUGGGAAGGGACAAAGGUCAAAGUUGAGGUUCCUAUAGGGAGGGAAUCUUUGUGCUUAUGGGGUUUCCUUGGUUGGGGACUCUCUUGGGACCUUCCCUCUCGUCCCUCUCUUUCUAUCCCAACCUUUCUCUUGCU